AUGAAGCUUCAUGCCAUUAAUGAAGGCAAACAUAGAAGAAAGACCUCUUCCAAGAUAGCCCCUCUUGUAGCCCUAACCCUAAUCAUCACCAUUCUUCCUGUUUACUAUCCUUAUAUUCGUUACAUUCUUGAAAAACCAUCUGAAAAUCCAUCGCAUUCCAACGAUCUUUUGGAUGUUCAAACCACCACAACGCUCUCAGCCCACCACCCUCUCUACCGCAGCCACCUCCUGCCGCCUGCCGCCCAAAAAGAGGAGGAGGAGGAUCUUAAGGUGUUGGUGAAGAGAAAGAGGGGGUGGAGGGAGGCGGUUUUAAAGCGGUCUGGUGGUGGUGGUGGGUCGUCGUGUGAUUUGUUUUCGGGCGAAUGGGUGGAGAAUCGGGAGGGUCCGUAUUACACGAAUGCGACUUGUUGGGCGAUACAAGAGCAUCAAAACUGUAUGAAAUUCGGUCGGCCGGAUCGGGAUUUCUUGAAAUGGAGAUGGAAACCUCGUGAGUGUGAAUUACCAGUUUUUGAUCCAGUGGAGUUUCUGGAGAUGAUGAAGGGAAAAUCUCUUGCAUUUGUUGGUGAUUCUAUAGCAAGAAAUCAUAUGCAGUCUCUUAUUUGCCUCUUAUCAAGGGUGGCAUAUCCAAAUGAUGCUUCAAAGUCAGAUGACCAGAAUUUUAGACAUUGGGAAUACCCAGAUUAUGAUUUCAACAUUUCGAUUUUUUGGUCACCUUAUUUAGUGAACACAGAAAGAAUCAAUCAAAAAGAUAUAACACAGCCAUUCAAACUCUACCUCGACGAAUUGGACGAAUCUUGGACAUCCCAGAUUGAGAAUUUCGACUACGUCAUCAUCUCAGCAGGCCAAUGGUUUUUCCGGCCCACCAUCUUCUACUCAAAUCGCCGUGUAAUUGGUUGUCUGUACUGCCCAGAAACCACUAUCCACCACCGCUCAUCCACCUUCAGUUACCGGAGGGCAUGGCGGACAACAUUCAGGGCAAUUAACGGGUUAAAGAACUUCAAAGGAAUUGUUUUUAUGAGAUCUUUUGCACCUUCACAUUACGAAGGUGGAACAUGGGAUAAAGGUGGGGAUUGUGUGAGAACAAAGCCGUUCAAGAAUAACGAAAGUAUGAUGGAGGAUUAUAGUUUAGAAAUGUACAAGACUCAAUUGCAAGAAUACAAGAUAGGGGAGCGCGAAGGGAGGGGGAAAGGGAUUAAAAUCACGUUCAUGGACGUGACUCAAGUUAUGCAGUUGAGACCAGAUGGGCACCCUGGCAGAUAUGGUCAUUGGCCGCUCCAAAAUGUUACCACGACCAAUGACUGUGUCCAUUGGUGCUUACCUGGUCCCAUUGAUGCUUGGAAUGAUUUAUUGAUGGAGUUAAUAAGAAGGGAGGGUAAUAGAUAG
Cynara cardunculus var. scolymus (artichoke) is the source of this 1383-nucleotide messenger RNA. RefSeq names its product protein trichome birefringence-like 19. Gene Ontology annotation, molecular function: O-acetyltransferase activity. The transcript has 4 exons. Bases 1 to 1383 code for a protein of 460 amino acids. Lineage: Eukaryota; Viridiplantae; Streptophyta; Magnoliopsida; Asterales; Asteraceae. The record is from RefSeq and is a predicted model, not a curated record. Gene Ontology annotation, cellular component: Golgi apparatus.